This is a messenger RNA of Dothidotthia symphoricarpi CBS 119687, 2763 nucleotides long. RefSeq lists its product as uncharacterized. The record is from RefSeq and is a predicted model, not a curated record. Bases 1 to 2763 code for a protein of 920 amino acids. Gene Ontology annotation, biological process: regulation of Rab protein signal transduction. The transcript is spliced from 3 exons. Gene Ontology annotation, cellular component: cytoplasmic vesicle. Lineage: Eukaryota; Fungi; Ascomycota; Dothideomycetes; Pleosporales; Dothidotthiaceae.
AUGGCACCUUCUUUGAGUAUGCGCCCUCGCACGGGCGAGCGACCACCUACGAGGGAUAAUCCGGAUCAUAGCCUUAUCAUCCCCAGUCGAACAUCUUCGCUCCACUCGCGAAUUACUCAGCCGCUUCCCUCCACAUUGAAUGUGAAGUCUGGUGCGAGGAGCCCAAAGACUUUAACCCACGCAUACAUGGUAUGUGGUGUUGGAAGAGAACCAUCGCAAUGGGUAAAGGCACCCGCGCCGACUCAGGGUAAAAUCGGGCACAUGAAAGGUGCAGUUGGGACAUUCUGGCUUCCGGAGAUCUUGGGGAGCAGUCCAAGACUAGAGCAAGACAAUGAGAUUGCGCGGUCUCUCCAUGCUGCUAUGCGUGCUUGCUUUCCUCAUGAUGUCGAGAUUUGCACAGGAAGGAGUCAGCCACAUUGCGUACACCAUUCUUUUGUUCUCCAGCAGAAUUCGUCCCACACUCUUUACGGCAUUGCUUUGCGCGUGUGGUCUCGCGCCGACGACAAGAGGGCUGAGACAAUUCGCGACCUGCGCAGGCGAAUUGAACCCGACUUUUUUGAUAACCCAGAGGAGACAUACUGGAUCCCGUAUUGUUUGAGCUUCCUUUCUCGAUACCCCUUGUACAACCUGCUUGGGGAUUACCUCCGUGGCAUGUGGAUUCACUGGAACAAGGCUACAAAUCUCUUCCAUGCCGAGGAAGUGUCUCGCAUACUGAGCUUCCCUGCGCCACGACUGAACGACCUGGUCCGAAUUGACAUGAAAGAUUAUGCGUUGUGCUACCAGUUCCCGUCUUCGCCUACAGGAUUCCAGAACUUCUCCAUGUGGCCGCUCUUUACAUGUCUCUCUAUUCCCAACAUCGUUGGUGUAAUUGAAGCUGCGGUGUCACCGACUCGACGAAUCAUCUUCACCAGCCACUACCCUGCGGUGCUUACCGUUGUGGCCGAGACUGUGCGAUUCUGCGUUAGAGUGUAUGAAUGGAGCGGCCUGUAUGUACCCAUCGUUCAUGCGCGUCAUGUCACGGAUCUGGUACAGGAGCCGGGUCCGUACAUACUUGGUGUAACAUCGGAAUGCCGCUCGCUGUUCACCGCUCCGACUGACGCCCUCGUUAUCGAUUUGGACCGAAACUUCGUUUUAACUUCAAGCCCACCGACAGCACUUUCUGCUGGGCAAAGGACCAAGAUGAUCACACGCCUCACACAAGCCCUCAAUGGUGAGGUGGCACCCACAGGUGUUCCACAACAUUUGCGUUCGGCCUACGGUGGCGGCAAGCUGAUCCCCGCUGGCCAAAUCAUCGUAAUGCGUGGCGAGGUUGAGAGUAUCCAAGAUCCAGAUUGGUGGAAUCAGGAUGCGAUCAUGACAGUGAUGGAUCACGUGUGUGAGAAGCUGGGCCGCAACUCUGGAAUGAAGGCUAUCUUCGGAGGCUCCGUCAAGAAGCCACUAAUGACCAAGGUCUCUAUGCGUCAUUUGAACGAACUUGUGCGCGAACGCAACCAGUACUCUCGGGAUGCACAGGAAGCUUGGCAGGAUUUCAUCAACCUCAAGGGCCGUAUGGACACUGAACUCGGCAAGGUCACGAAGCGCAACAACUUUUUGGUUGAGGAGCUCGAUAGCUGGAAGCAGCAAUUCCUCAAGUUUCAAACCUUCGCCGAAGCGCUCACAAAGGAGACCCAGGAUCUCAAAGUCAAGAUUGAAACCCACAAGCGCGAGAACCGACGCCUCACUGGUCUUAUCGACCAGCAGAAGGAUGACGCAGCACGACUUACCAACCGUCUUUCGGGUACUGAGAAGCAGCGCGACGAUGCUCUGGAGGCGCUUGUCCUCCAGCAAGAAAUCGCUGAGGAGCUCGAGCGCGAGAGACAGAGGAACAAGAAGAAUCUGGGUGCCCUGCAACAUACUAACGUCGCUAUCCUUCGUCAACGAGAUGAGGCUCAACGCGUUGUACUUCACCUACGUGCGCUCAUUGAGGGCCAAACCCACCACAUGGAGCAUAUUGUCAAGUCUUUGAACCAGGACGAGAUGACCGGCUACAUUGAGGAGGGCUUCGAGGAUGUUCCCGAGGAGGAUGAGGAUGAACUUGACACGUCCUCCUUCGUUACUGCCUCCGCCAAAGACAAGUCCGAGGUUGGCACCAUCCGAGGUGUGUCCGGUGUCGAGAGCCGCAACCAUUCGAGAGCGAGCACAGUCGCUGCCCAACACUACGACGGCGAGGACGUCACAGCAGAUAUGGAGCAGCGCCUCUACAGCAGUCCAGCACGCAACUCGAAGCGAUUCUCGAACCAGUCCAUGGUCGACGUCGCCGACAGGGUGCUGCGCGACAAGACCGAUGCUAUCGCAUACAUCAUCCGCAACAUUUCCGAGCAGUGCGCCGCCGCUGUGGAGGGUCUGCAACUCGCCCAGCGAGCCGACUCGGAAGAUGACCGCAGCGACCGUCGCAGCAGCCUCGGCCAACAGUCGGCCUUUUCACGACGACACUCUUCAUUAGGCAGCGAGUACGGCGACGAGGACAUGCUCCGCCCAAACCGUGGAUCUAGCAUCCCUCCUACCCCCGACCUUAGCCAUCGGUCGAGCACAUCCAUGUCAAUGGCCAGCGCGUCCACAACGCCGGACAGGUUGAGCCUCCAGCACCGAGUGCACGAUAUCCCUGAUGUUCCCACUCGCAUCAUGGAGCACGACGAUGAUAGCUACAUUCACACCGAAACGAUGCCCGUUUCCAAAUACGCAACACCAUUGCGAUCGCGUCACAGCAACCGAACAAUUCGGUAA